AUGGUUCGAUCUCUGCUCGCAUUGGCUUUUGCCAACAUUGCCCUGGCUGGAACGGUCACCUACAACUGGGAGGCUACCUGGGUCAACACCAACGGUGGAAAGAACGUCACGAGGCCUGUCAUUGGUAUCAACGGACAAUGGCCUUGCCCCAAGAUCGAGGCCAACGUUGGUGAUACCAUCGUCGUCCACCUGACCAACAAGCUUGGCAACCAGACGACCGGUAUUCACUUCCACGGUAUCGAUCAGAUCAGCACCAACUGGAUGGACGGCCCCAGUAUGGUCACCCAGUGCCCGCUGCCUCCCGACUCUUCCAUGACCUACUCCUUCACCGCCAACGCUGGCGGAACCUACUGGUACCACUCUCACAACAUGGGCCAGUACCCUGACGGCAUGCGCGGCCCCUUGAUCAUCCACGACCCCCAGGACCCCUAUGCUGGACAAUAUGACGAGGAGUACCUCCUGACUGUCUCUGACUGGUACAAUGAUCAGAGCAUUCCCCUGGUCCAGAAGAUGCUUGUGCCGUCCAACGCGCAUUUCCAGCCGCCCAUCCCUAAUGGCAUCAUCAUCAACGACGGCGCUACGGCCAACUACAAGUUCGAGAAGGGCAAGACCUACCGUUUCCGUGUCAUCAACUACGCUGCCAUCGCCUCCUUCAUGUUGCACUUUGACUCUCACGAUAUGAACUUGAUCAUGAUUGAUUCGGCCUACAUCAAGCAGAAGACCACCUACCAGAUCCGCAUCACUCCCGCCCAGCGCUACGACAUUCUGAUCAAGUGCAUCGACCGUGACAACCGCAACUACCCCUUCCUCAUCUCCGCCGACAUCAACCGUGAUUGGUCCAACAAGGCUCUUGACCAGUCCUGGCCCUUCAACGCCACCGGCCAGUUGGUCAUGGACCAGAGCAAGCCCUUCGGCACCGAUUCUGUCGCGGAAUGGAAGCCCUCGGACGACUCCGUCUACGAGCCCUAUGGCGACGAGGCCAUCCUUCCUGACGCCACCACGACCAUCCAGUUCAACUGGCAGUUCUGCUUCGACAGUGCCGGUAUUCCCCGCGCCUGCGUGAACGGCAGCCCGUACGUCGACCAGAAGGUUCCCACCCUGUACUCCGUCGCCUCCACUGGUGAGAACAACACCAACCCUGCCGUCUACGGCGCCGUCCACCCCUUCGUUGUCAGCUAUGGCGAAAUCGUCGACAUCGUCGUCAACAACAGGGAUGAGGCCGUCCACCCUUUCCACCUUCACGGUCACCACUUCCAGGUCCUCAAGCGCCCUGCCUCCGGCACUGGUGACUGGCCCGGAGCCGACCGCGCUCGCCUGAACCAGAAGCCUCCCCGUCGUGACACCGUCUCCGUUAUGGGCAACUCGUACGCUGUGCUGCGCUUCGAGGCCACCAACCCUGGCGUCUACCUCUUCCACUGCCACAUUGAGUGGCACGUUGAGAUGGGUCUGACUGCUACCAUCAUCGAGGCCCCUGAGAUGCUCCGCAACCUUACUCUCCCUGAUGACCACCGCGCUGCCUGCGCCAAGCAGGGCAUUCCUGUUGAGGGCAACGCUGCCGGCAACACCGAGAACGUGCUUGACCAGACCGGCAUGAACUUGACUCCCCCGGUCACCUAUGUCGGUUCCACCUACAUCCCCGCUGCCGCCGCCGCCCCGGCCCCGGCCCCGGCUGCCAAGCUCCGCUCCCGCGUUGUCCGCAAGAGUCUCUGA
Molecule: messenger RNA, 1710 nt
Organism: Colletotrichum chrysophilum
Lineage: Eukaryota; Fungi; Ascomycota; Sordariomycetes; Glomerellales; Glomerellaceae
Exons: 4
Coding region: 1-1710 (569 amino acids)
Biological process (GO): reductive iron assimilation; cellular response to iron ion starvation
Cellular component (GO): high-affinity iron permease complex
Molecular function (GO): ferroxidase activity; copper ion binding
Source: RefSeq, a predicted model, not a curated record